Messenger RNA from Marmota monax (woodchuck), 3880 nucleotides. Its product is annotated as phospholipase DDHD1-like. Gene Ontology annotation, molecular function: glycerophospholipase activity; metal ion binding. The record is from RefSeq and is a predicted model, not a curated record. Gene Ontology annotation, cellular component: cytoplasm. NCBI's taxonomy places the organism in Eukaryota, Metazoa, Chordata, Mammalia, Rodentia, Sciuridae. The transcript has 2 exons.
AUGCCAGCAGUACUCAAACUUGUCUCCCUGCAUCUUGAUGCCAAGAAGGUCUGGGAGAGAUCCCAUAGGAAAGUGUGGCUGGCGCUGCAGCUGACAGCCCACAGUGCCGGCUGGCGCCCCUCUGCACCCACUGGGGGAGGGGUGUUUUGUGAGCUGUGGACAGCUGCAAGAGGAGGCGCGGGCUUCCUGCUAGCCUGUCUGCAGCCCAUUGUCCAGCCCCAUAUCUCUGGAGUUGAUGACAGUGCUGAGAGGAUCACUGAUUGCAGUUAUCCCCGCCGCCCAGGGAGGGUCCAAGAUGUGGAGUGGAAUUACCCGGGCCGCGGGUCCCCGCGGAGCACUGAGCAUAACGGUCGGGGUAGCGGAGGCUGGGAGCUGGGCUAAAAUGCCAGGUCGGCAUUGGGCUGCAGCUUCUGCUGCUUCCAGCAUCUGCCGGGCGGGGAGCCGGACCAAGGCAGCGUGCCCCUAACCCUGCUGCGCGGGGAGCCCGGGCUGCACUUGGCGCUGGUCGCCGAGGACCUCAACCACCUGGCGCAGGAGUCCUGCCUCAGUGACGAGAACUGUGAUUUCAGCUCCGCCUAGAAGGGGUCCUCACUGCGCUACUACAUUAAGGGCGGGAGCGGCGGCGGCGGCAGCGGCAGCACCCCGUCGCUGCCGCCGCCACAGCAGCCGCCGCUGGUCGCGACGAACUCGGGGGGCAGUGGGGCUGCGGGAGUGGGUUUUGAGGAGAGGAAGCAAACCCGGCCCGGCGGCCCAGCAGCCCGACACCGCUACGAGGGGGUGACGGAGCUUGGCCCGGAGAAGGUUCGCUGGUUCUACAAGGAAGACAAGAAGACCUGGAAGCCCUUCAUCGGCUACGAUUCUCUCCGCAUCGAGCUAGCUUUCCGGACCCUGCUGCAAGCCACUAGCGCUCGGCCCCAGCCCGAGGGCCCGGAUAACCAGCAUGUGUGCGGCCGGACUUCCCCGCUGGGCCCGCCCUCUAGCUCCGAAGAGGAAGAGGAGGAGGACCGCGCUUGCGGCUUCUGCUUGAGCGCGGCUGGGCAUGAGCCCCAAAUGGAGGAGCUGGUGAACAUUGAGUCGGUUUGCGUGCGCCGCGGCCUCUAUGAGGUGGAUGUGACCCAAGGAGAGUGCUACCCGGUGUACUGGAACCAGGCUGAUGAAAUACCAGUAAUGCGUGGACAGUGGUUUAUUGACGGUACUUGGCAGCCUCUAGAAGAAGAAGAAAGUAAUUUAAUUGAGCAAGAACAUCUCAGAUGUUUUAGGGGUCAGCAGAUGCAGGGAAAUUUUGAUCUUGAAGUGUCAAAAUCCUUAGACGGAAAAGAUGUUGUCCACCACCUCCCUCCCUUCUCCCUCCCUUUUCUGUUCAAAUGGAGAGGAUAUAAGGAGAGUACAGAUGCAGCAGGUCUUAAAAGAAAGCGCUCCCAAGCUAUUUAUAGUUUCAAAUUGAGUCGAAACCACGUGGACUGGCACAGUAUGGAUGAAGUAUAUCUUUAUAGUGAUGCGAUCACAUCUAAAAUUGCAAGAACAGUCACCCAAAAACUAGGAUUUUCUAAAGCAUCAAGUAGUGGGACCAGACUUCGUAGAGGUUAUGUAGAAGAAGCCACAGUAGAAGACAAGCCGUCACAGACUACCCACAUUGUGUUUGUUGUGCAUGGCAUUGGACAGAAAAUGGACCAAGGAAGAAUUAUCAAAAAUACAGCCAUGAUGAGAGAGGCUGCAAGAAAAAUAGAAGAAAGGCAUUUUUCCAACUAUGCAACACAUGUUGAAUUUCUGCCUGUUGAGUGGCGGUCAAAACUUACUCUUGAUGGAGAUACUGUUGAUUCCAUUACUCCUGACAAAGUACGGGGUUUAAGAGAUUUGCUGAACAGCAGUGCAAUGGACAUAAUGUAUUAUACUAGCCCCCUUUAUAGGGAUGAACUAGUUAAAGGCCUUCAGCAAGAGCUGAAUCGAUUAUAUUCCCUUUUCUGUUCUCGGAAUCCAGACUUUGAAGAAAAAGGGGGUAAAGUCUCAAUAGUGUCCCACUCCUUGGGAUGUGUAAUCACUUACGACAUAAUGACUGGCUGGAAUCCAGUUCUACUCUAUGAACAGUUGCUACAAAAGGAAGAAGAAUUCCCUGAUGAACAGUGGAUGAGCUAUGAAGAAAGACAUCUUCUUGAUGAACUCUAUAUAACAAAACGACGGCUGAGGGAAAUAGAAGAACGGCUGCAUGAAUUGAAGGCAACGUCCAUAACACAAACACCUGCCUUAAAAUUUAAGGUUGAGAAUUUCUUCUGUAUGGGAUCCCCACUAGCUGUUUUUUUGGCAUUGCGUGGCGUCCGCCCAGGAAACACUGGAAGUCAAGACCAUAUUUUACCUAGAGAGAUUUGUAACCGGUUGCUAAAUAUUUUCCAUCCUACAGAUUCAGUAGCUUAUAGAUUAGAACCAUUAACAUUGAAACACUACAGCAACAUUUCACCUGUCCAGAUCCACUGGUACAAUACUUCAAAUCCUCUACCUUAUGAGCAUAUGAAGCCAAAUUUUCUCAACCCAAAAGAACCUACCUUAAUUUCAGAGAAUGAAGACAUAUCAACCAUACCAAACCCUAUGACCUCACCAAUCUUAUCCUGCCGACACUAUGGAGAAUCUAUAAGUAAUAUAGGCAAAGCAAGCAUAUUAGGGGCUGCUAGCAUUGGAAAGGGGCUUGGAGGAAUGCUGUUCUCAAGAUUUGGACAUUCAUCUGCAUUCCAGCAAUCAGAGACAUCAAAAGACUCAAUGGAAGAUGAGAAGAAAUCAGUUGCUUCUCCUCCUACUACCACCGCAGCAACCCAGACUCUUCGACAUAACAGUUCUGGCUUUCUUGAUUCUGCAUUGGAAUUGGAUCACAGGAUCGAUUUUGAACUCAGAGAAGGCCUUGUGGAGAGCCGCUAUUGGUCAGCUGUCACGUCACACACUGCCUACUGGUCAUCCUUGGAUGUUGCCCUCUUUCUUUUAACUUUCAUGUACAAACACGAGCAGGAUAAUGAUGCAAAACCCAAUUUAGAUCCCAUCUGAACUCUUGAAGGACAUUAAUGAUCCCAAACUGAUUUUUUUUCUGUUAAAAUAUGUGUGUCAAGAUAUGAAGAUUUCAGGGUUAAGUAUGUUCCAGUUUUGUUUGGGGCAAGAAAUAUUUGAAUUUAAAAGCACUUUGUUAAAAAAAACAUUUUCAGUUCUAAAGAAGUUACUUACAGUUCCAUAAUUUCGAUUAUGAAUCUGAUAGAACUCCCUGGAGAGAAGCAAGCAAGACCUGGAAGUGAGGAAGGUUUGGGUGAACUGCAUGUAAAGGUUAUAAAGUACAAUCGAAUUUCUCCAAGAUAUAAAAUCAUAUUAAUGGGUUGAAUCUAAUGUAUUAACCAAAAUAUGUUAUAAAUCUAAAAUGUUCAAGGUUCAAUGUAGUCUGUGUAAAGAUUACAGUGUGGUAUAUCAUUGUUUUAAAUUUCUAUGAAAUCUUCCAUUUUCACAAUUUCUUUGAAAGAAGAGAAACUAAUGCUAAACAAUAUUUGAACUAUUAUAUUUAUAAUUUAUGACUUCUGACUAAUUGCUUUAUUUCAGUGUAUGAAACAUUACAUUUUUUAAUGUUUCCUUUGAAUUAAUUUAAGAACCACAUUUAGUUUCUGUAGUGUUAAGACCCUUUUUUCCCUCAGAAUUCCAUCUUUGUACUCUUCAGAUGAACAUAUAGACACUGUGGCAUACUUUCAAUAUUUUUUUCAUUAAAAUCUUGUGUUUCAUAAUAAAUAAAUAAAUAAAUAAAUAAAACUCAAUCCAGUACUUACUCUUAUCCAGUAAGAAGGACUGUUAAUAUUAGCAUCUUUUUAUGAAUAAUUUUGUUAUAGUUAUAUAAUUAGUUAUAAUUGGACUUUAUAUUAGA